Neopelma chrysocephalum (saffron-crested tyrant-manakin) is the source of this 7128-nucleotide messenger RNA. RefSeq names its product MINDY lysine 48 deubiquitinase 2 (gene MINDY2). Gene Ontology annotation, cellular component: cell periphery; cytosol. The coding region runs from base 390 to 1415 and encodes 341 amino acids. The record is from RefSeq and is a predicted model, not a curated record. The transcript is spliced from 10 exons. Gene Ontology annotation, biological process: protein K48-linked deubiquitination. Gene Ontology annotation, molecular function: cysteine-type carboxypeptidase activity; cysteine-type deubiquitinase activity; K48-linked deubiquitinase activity. NCBI's taxonomy places the organism in Eukaryota, Metazoa, Chordata, Aves, Passeriformes, Pipridae.
CGGUGCCCGAGAGCCCCGGGACGGCGCCCGGCUCGGAGAGCGGUCCCGCGGGAGCCGGCUCCGGGAGCAGCGGCGCUCCCAGCCCGCCGGGGGAGGAGUCCCGCAGCCUGGACUCGCUGGAGUCCUUCUCCAACCUGCACUCCUGCUGCCCGAGCAGCUCCGAGCUCAACAGCGACGCCGACGAGGCGGUGGUGGCCGGGGCCUCCUCGGGGGGCCCGGCGGCGGAGCCCGAAGGGGACAGGCCGGCGGCGGGCUCGCAGCUCCUGUCCGCCUCCAAGGAGCGCUUCCCGGGGCAGUCGGUCUAUCACAUCAAGUGGGUGCGCUGGAAGGAGGAGAACACGCCCGUCAUCACCCAGAAUGAGAACGGCCCCUGCCCGUUGCUGGCCAUCAUGAACGUGCUGCUCCUGGCCUGGAAGAUUAAGCUGCCACCAAUGAUGGAAAUCAUAACGGCUGAACAGCUGAUGGAAUACUUAGGAGACUAUAUUCUUGACGCAAAACCUAAAGAGAUAUCUGAAAUUCAGAGACUUAACUAUGAGCAGAACAUGAGUGAUGCCAUGGCCAUUCUCCAUAAGCUGCAGACGGGUCUGGAUGUCAAUGUGAAGUUUACAGGUGUUCGAGUGUUCGAAUACACACCUGAAUGCAUCGUCUUUGAUCUUCUUGACAUCCCCUUGUACCACGGCUGGUUAGUGGAUCCUCAGGUUGCUGACAUAGUAAAAGCAGUUGGUAACUGCAGUUACAAUCAGCUGGUGGAGAAGAUAAUUUCUUGUAAACAGUCAGACAACAGUGAACUGGUUAGUGAAGGGUUUGUUGCUGAGCAGUUUCUAAAUAACACAGCUACACAAUUGACAUACCAUGGACUGUGUGAGUUGACUUCAGCUGUCCAGGAGGGAGAGCUUUGUGUGUUCUUCAGGAACAACCAUUUUAGCACCAUGACCAAAUACAAGGGUCAGCUUUACCUGCUGGUGACAGACCAGGGCUUUCUUACAGAGGAGAAGGUUGUCUGGGAAAGCUUACACAACGUGGAUGGGGACGGCAAUUUCUGUGACUCUGAAUUCCACCUACGGCCUCCAUCAGACCCUGAGACAGUCUACAGAGGGCAGCAGGAUCAAAUAGAUCAGGAUUAUCUGAUGGCAUUGUCUCUACAACAAGAGCAGCAAAGCCAAGAGAUUAACUGGGAACAGAUCCCAGAAGGAAUCAGUGACCUAGAACUAGCCAAGAAGCUCCAGGAAGAGGAGGACAGGAGAGCUUCUCAGUACUAUCAGGAGCAAGAACAAGCAGCUGCUCAGGUCCAGCAGCAGGUGCCAGGUGCUGCUUCUCCAGCCAGCGCGAGACAAUCCGGGAGCAACGAGCGCAAACGGAAAGAGCCUCGGGAGAAGGAGAAGGAGAAAGAGAAGAACAGCUGUGUUCUCUUGUAACAGAACAGGGGUCACUCUGGAGCCCAGUGCAUGUCCUCGGAAGCAAAACCAAGGAGUACAAAGGAAGACAAACCUGUUACACGCCGCCUGUGCCUGAUUACCCCAUGGAUUUUGUUCCUGUUCCAAGAGGAUGGGUGACUUUGUUACAAUCACAGACUUCCUUCAAAGUCGGAGUGCGAGCUGCCCACCAGGGAAUCCCAAAUCACAGUUGGACGCGGCUGUGCUUUGAGUCAGUCAGAAAAAUACUGCACCUUGUAGCUGAACACACCAAUCAUGGCGAGUCCCGUGUCCCAGUGACAUCCAUUCCCUGUCCAUCAGUCAGUAAGCUAUCUUCUCUUCUGCUCUAAACAAGGGAGGGCAUUCAUUUGGGGCAAGGCUUUUCCCUGAAGUCUGUACACGAGCACAACAGAGUUCUGUGUUCCUUCCCUGCUCUGAAGCUAUAUCUUAGGCUGGGUAUAGUCUUCAUGACACAGGAGCCCAAGUGACAGCUGGGCACUGCCUCCUCAGUGUGUCCAGAUUUCUUUGCUUCUGGAUCUGGUCUUGAAGCUUUGGAAAAAAAGUAAAGAAUUGCUGAAAUCUAGGGCAUUGUUCUGCACAAGUUGAACAUUCUAGUAGCAAAACUUACAAGCAGAUGAGCUUCCUAAUAUCCAAAAUGAAAGACAGCUGGAAGCUUAAUUUAUGCCCUGCUGAGACUAACCAUUCCAAAAGCAAAUGUCAUACAGUAGCUGAGGAUCAACAAAACCGAACAGAAUUGCUUUUACUUGUAUAACAGUGAGCUUGGAAAACAAUAUUGCACAAUAUAGUCAUGGAGUACCAGAAAAACAGUAUCUACUUCUGACUGUUUACUUAAUUUGCCUUUUUUUCAAGCUCAUGUUCUGGCAAAAGGGUACAGAUUUAGACCUUAAAUCUGUUUAUACACUUUAGCAUGCACAUGCUCCAAAUACCUACAUAAUAUAUAUGGAAGUGUCCAGAAAAGUAGAGUAGAACUUGUUUUCCACUAGGUAGCAGUUAGCACAGAAAACAGAAUCACAGAAUUUUUGUUUGUUGCAUUAUAGUUGUGACAUAUUAAAAAAAGCUACAUACAAGUAUUGUUAAAAUUAGCAAAAACCUGAGCACUGCCGCAGCGAUAAAUGUUUUUUCUAAGGCACUUUGUAAAUGCUCCAACACAACCACUCUUCUUGUGACACUCAUGGAAUUGGCCACCCAACAAAGCAGGUCCAAGGGAAGGUUGUAACACCAGAGGAUGAAAUCAGCAUUCCUGAAAAUUCACUGAAACACAAUGCAAAAGCUGUGUUUUGUAGCUGUCCAUGAAUACAACAAGUGAUGUGCUCAGUGUCCUUGCAGAGCUGCCCGAGGGUCCCAGGCUCUGUGUGAGCAGGGGUUGCCAGCCAGUCUCUUACUCAGCUGGUAUUUCACAGUAUUGUCAUGUUCCUUCAAACUUGGAUACACAAGCUCUUGAAAAAAUUUUUCCAGUGUGUAAUAAAAGGCAGUUUGAGUUCUUGAAAUGGCAUUUUUUGUGCACUCAGCAGGAAAUACUCGAGUAAAAGGUGGAGCUGACGUACUUUUAACUGACCCUUUCUUCUUUCCUGCUAUGCUGGUUCUGUAACCCAAAGUUAGCUCAGUGCUUUGAUCAGCUCUUGGCAUUAGGAUGCUUAUUAGAGAAUCUAUAUGAACAACAUCCCUAAAUACAACAUACUGAAUUAAGAGCUUCUUUAUUUUAUAUGAAAGUAGACUUUUUAAAAGUUGUAACCUUAAACAGCAGGUGCCUCAGGAAAUGCAUGUCAAUAGGUGCAGUAUCCUCCUUAGAAGGCAUAUUAGAGAAGAGCAAAAUGAACAAGCUGUAGUUUGGCUGCAGUGUAGUGCUCACAUUCCUUCCAUGUGUUCUGUGACAAACAAGACCUCGGUCACAAGAAAAAUCCAGCACUGAAAAGUGUUCCUUAGUCCAGUGAUAGCAAAUGUCAGGUGCAAGGGCUGACAAUGGCAGGUCCUGUUGUGAUGAGUUCAGGUCCUUCUGGUAUUAAACAUGACUGCACUAGACUGUUAGUGCUGAGUGGGAACAGGGAGUGAGUGACACUUUCUCACACAAAAUCAUGUACACAGAGCUCUGUCUGGUGCUCACUCCAGUGUUUCCAUGUAGCUCCUUGUUCACAGCUUGUUCUUAUCAUUGUCCAGUAGAAAAGCAAUGGAUUUAAUCUCAGCUGUCACCUGCUUUGAUGGGCAAGUGCCACAGGGAAAUGCUGAGGAAAGAGAGGCUGGAACAUAAAAAUCUCUAUGCUACCUCUUGAGAUUGUUGAGGGAUUUGUCCUUAAUUGUGCUGUUAUUUUGGACACAAAUAGCUGUGGCACAGCUUGCAGGGGCCAGAUUUUCUCACCUAGGUAAUGCCCAGCACGCUCAUUUCCGAGGGGCUGGCACUGUGUGCACUGCUCUUCACUCUGUCACACUUCAAAGUCAAGAUGAGCUGUUCUGACCCUCGGAUAACUCAAAAUAUUUGUAUUAAAUGUCAGUUGCCUACUGUUCAGUGUUGGUGAGUGUCAGCUCCUCUCACUCUGAGCUCUCUUUACUUGGCUCUAGAGAACAUGCCUUCAUCAUUCCUUCUCUGGUUUGUAGGAUUACUUGUGUUCAUGGAGAAGCUUCAUGUGCUGAAAGGGGCAAUUCCUUGUUUUUCAGGGUUAAAACCUUUAAUUCAGUAGUUAAUUAUCAUUAGAAACUCAAGAUCCCAUGCUUGCCUCUUUGCACAGCAUACAAAAAUUUCCAACAAACGAGUGCUAGGUUUGGGAAAUCUGUAGGGAAUUAUUCACACGAAGUUCCAGCACUCAAAGUAACUGAAAAGUUUGCCAGCUUAGUAGGAACACCACACUUAGAAAUAAUGCAUUGCAACAAUAUGCUAAAAACAAAGGCAGCUCCUGCUCUCAGUGGGGUCUGUGGAUGAAACACGAGCUCAGGCACCGCACAUGCUCCCCUCAGCCCAGCUGUGCAUCCAGGGGAGCAGGGGCUGCUGCUGUGGCUGCAGCUCUUUGGGGCCAAAAGUGAAGGCAAUGGGAUUGUUUGAAAUAGUCAAACACGAAGCCAAAUGUACAGAGAUCUUGGGGGUGGACAGGGACACAAACUCAGCCAAGUUUUAUUAUUUUUUUUAAUUGCUCCCUUGAACUGUCCUUUAGUGCUGACCCAAGUUCAGUUUAGGUCCCAUCCAGCAUAAGUGAAACAAAUAUGGGGAGUGAUCCACCAGUGUCUGACGAGCCCAAGCUUUAGCUCAGAUAAACUGAGGUUCUCCAUCACAGAGCUGGAUGGAAUAAUGUGAUGCUUCGUUUCUCUCGAAGUUCAUGCUCUCUUUUCUUGUUGAAGCCAUUAGUAAAACUUGCACAGGCUUUCUGAGUUAAAACUGCAGCUGUAGCUUUUCAAAGUUAAUAUUAUGCCAAGCAGUUUGGAAAAUUUCACCUCACUUAGUUUAGCAUUUUUUGAUUUCUCCUAAAUGUGUUUCUAAAAGAGCUGGGACAAAUGGGAUUUUUUUUGACACAAACAUUAUGUUAGUUUGUGUUCUGGCUCACUGGAAAUGCCAAGGAAAGGGUCAAAACUGCAAUUAUAAGGAACACCAGUGUGUCAGUAAACUAAACUCAUCUGAGUAAUGGGCACACCCUUGGGUUUGGUCAUCUCUUGUUUUGGGGAACUCCAAAAUAACAACAUAGAACAAAAAGAAGCCAAUUUUCUCUCUAGUAUUUUGGUGUCAGGGCAUCAAUGGGUCUCCUAAUUUUAGGGGGUUUGUUAUUGCAGAUUAACCAGAGCCAGAAGGAGCUGGUUUAUAUUAAUUACUGUUUUGUUUACAAUUUUUAGUGAAGUCCUUCACACUGAAAGUUUGAAAACUCUGUGAGUAAGUAACAGUAUGGGGGGUUUUGGCCAAUUGCAGCCCUGGUAGACAUUCAAAUUGGGUUGUAUUUACUGUAGGAAAAGAUAUUGCUGUGGAAAUAAAAUCCUUCUUUUAUUAGGAAAAGCAUAGUAGGUGGUGCCUUCAAGACACUGGAGAUGGAUACAGUGAACCAAUGAACCUGCUUGUGGAUUUUUAAACUACUUAGAAUUUGGCUUUUGCAUUUUUUUUUAUCAUGAACAGUUGCAAUAAUCACACGUUUGCAUUCCGUACACUCAGGUUACAGCAGUGUGUUUGUAUUUCUGGAUUUCUUACAUGCCUUCUCUUAGGGGCUGGCAAGCAAAAAUAACUUUAAAGAACCCGUUAAAAAAGUGACCACAGGUACAAUGAUUUCCAAUCUGUUGUAGCAAGGCUUUCUUUACCUGUAUGUUAACUCUUGAAAUCUCCAAGGCUGUCACAUUAUGUUAAGAAGUGCAACUGGUCAGGGAAUUACAGAACAGACAUUCAUGAAAUGAGCAGGAUUCUGGUUUGGAGACAGUUUGUACUUGCCAAAAAAAAAGAAAAAAAGCCCAGUUAAUACAGUUGCUGUCAGCUUGUAUGGACAGAUUGUGUCACUCUGAAUGUCUUCUCCCUGUUUCUGCAAUGUAUGAUCAGUGUGUGCAGGUCGAGCCUCACGAACCUGACAAGUGGUACUUCCAACUAUAGGAAGUAUCAAAUCCUUGUCCUAUCCCACAGGAUUAUAUUCUAAAUCUGUUACUACUUGCUCAGUAUUAGUUCUUACACACAACAUCACAGAAUGUUAAUACCUUACAGUAAUUUAUCAGGGAGUGAGAAAUACUGGCAGCAGUUUCCCCACAGUAACCCAACACAGCUUUAAUGUUAAAUGACAGUUUGGGUGUACCUUUCAUAUUAAAGCUUUCAGCAAAAGAAGUUCUUAUCAAAGUUUUCCUAAAUAAUUUUUGAUUAUCCUUCUAUCUGCUCAACAGAUGCAUAGCUAUUAUUUGUACAACUUCUGAUUAUCACUUUUUACACAUACAUGUAAACUUCCUAAAGAAGCCACUGAUGGAACACACAAAAAUGAAUCUUCCAGAAGCUGCCCCAAGUUCUGCAGUGUUAAGUAUUUGUUGUCUUAACUGCCUUCACUGGGUCUUUUUACAAUGAAAUGUUUAAAAACAACCCCACACACGCAAAACCCCAAUGUAUUUUAGGAACGUUCCAAAGACUUCCAGACUGGUAAUGUCUUCAAGAUGCCACCAGAAUUGUGCAAUUCCUGUGUUAAAUUUAGUUGUGAGCCUGUUAGUCACCCAAUGUUUACCUGGUCUCUAAAUCUAGUUUGAAAAGGAAAUGCAAAAUAAAGCUAAUGCAAGUCACUGUGGAUUUACCAAGGGAGAAGUUACAUUUUUAAAGGUGGUAUUUUAGGGGUACAUGACAUGUUUAAAUCUGGUCAUGCAGCAUCGUUUGUACCAAUGUAUGUGAUUAAAAUCCUUUUCAUCAUGUUACACAUUAUCCAGCACUGUAAUGGCAUCAAGUUCAACUACUGAAUGUUUUGCAUUUUAAAAGCCUUAAUUGUUUAUAUUGUAUUAAUGUGUUUUUAAAAACUAUAAGGAAACAACAUUUUCCUUGUAAAUUGUUAAAAUAAUUUUGAACACAAUUUUCAGAGAAAUCCAGUUCUGUAUCUUAAUACCCCUUUUUGUUUGUGUACCACAAAGCUGUUAAAUUCUGUUACCUUUUAGAAAUGUCUCUCGUUAUCAGCCUCUCUAGAGUUCAAGGUCUUUACCCAACUGAGAUUUAUUUUGGUUAACAGUCUUCUGAAACUCAUUGUAUGUAAAUAAAGUGAGCAAACUUAAAUAAAUA